Molecule: messenger RNA, 1829 nt
Organism: Xylona heveae TC161
Lineage: Eukaryota; Fungi; Ascomycota; Xylonomycetes; Xylonales; Xylonaceae
Exons: 4
Coding region: 151-1737 (528 amino acids)
Biological process (GO): actin cortical patch localization; endocytosis; plasma membrane tubulation
Cellular component (GO): medial cortex; mating projection tip; actin cortical patch
Molecular function (GO): protein binding; lipid binding
Source: RefSeq, a predicted model, not a curated record
CACUCCCUCGUGAUUCAAUGUCAGCGCUCAUGGACCCAAUUUAAAUCAUUUAUCAUUGUUCUCGAUCCCAUGAUAUAUUUUCCCCAUUGACAAUCCAUCUUGACUUUCUGUUUCCUUGAAUAAGCCGUUGUUUACAGCAUCAGCGCAAAGAUGCUGACUGUCAAACGUGGCAUUGGGAGACUGGUCCCGAAGAGCGUAGACGCUUCUGAGGUCGCCACCCUGAUUAAAGACUUUGACAAUGCCGACAAAAUGUUAGCUAAGAUUGUCGAUGGCUCAAAAGCUUGGAGAGAUGGUUGGAUCGCAAUCUUGACAACACAGUCCAAUCUAGCAAACGAAUUUGAUUCGUUAUACAAUCCAAUUGUUGGUGCAGGAGAUUAUUCAGGACCUGCGCCGGCUCAGACACCGCAGAUUAAUAUCGAUCGGACCAAUAGUCUCAAAGAAGCCUACAAUGAAGUGAAGGCCGAUUUGCUUGAGGAGGUCAAUAAAAUUGACGGCCAAUUGAUUCGUCCUGCGAUGAAUGCCAGAGACUCUCUUCAGCCGAUGAAAAAAACCAUCAAGCGGAGAGAAGAGAAGAAGCUCGACUUUGAGCGGGCGCAAAAUCGUUUCGAGGGGUACAGGAAAAAGACGAGUCGAUCAGAUCGCGAAGUUGCGAAUAUGGCAAAAGCUGAGGAGGAACUUCAUCGGGCUACUGAAGAAUACAAUACAGCAGAUGAUCGUUUGAAAUCGGCCUUGCCGCCUCUUCUGGCCGCUAUUUUCUCCCUUCUACCGGAAUUUUUGGCGUCCCAAGUUAUGACGCAGAAUACACUUUUGGCACAAGUAUACACUGUUCUCCACAAUUACUGUCAACAGCAUGGAUUCCAGUCUCCUCCACCCGGAAUGGAGCAGGUUGUCUCGGCUUGGGAGGAAUCCUUCAAACCGCUUCAAGCUGAGGCAGAAGGAGGCUUGAAGACGCUGGCCAACGGCAAGGCGGUGCAGCAGCCAAUGGAACUUACUCAGCAAUCUCGUGGAGGCAGUCUCACUGGGCUCAAUAUCCGCAAUGGCUUUGCUCAGCGACGGGCGAGCAGUCAAUCCACCACUCAACGUCCAUCACUAUCACCCUCACCAUCAUCUUCCCGUCUCGAUCGUGCUGAAUCACCGCCUCCGCCCCUUCCGGGUGCUAGACCCAGGAUUGGCGGCCUUUCGCCAUCGCGCUCGCCAUCAUAUGGAGGGUCAUCUGCUCCACCGCUCCCGGGCCCCAGACCGAAGAUUGGGUCCUUAUCUCCAUCACCAUCAGCCUCUCACAAUGAUUCGUAUACCCCACCUCUGCCCGGACCCCGGCCCAAAAUUGGAACUCACUCUUCGGCCUCCUCGUCGACGAUGCUUUCCAGGGCCAUCUCUCCAAAGCCAGGCUUCGCUACUCCUUCCAGCGGCGAGUAUUACACCCCUUCAUUAGAACCGACUCAGUCGUCUUCUGCUCAAUCAAAUGAUUACUUCAACCGUGGCCGUAAUCCUUCGUCUUCGGCAACCUCGCCGAUGCCGGCAAAGAAGAAGCCGCCACCACCUCCCCCAAAGAAAAAGCCAACGUUCAAUUACGUCGUUGCCAUAUACGAUUUUACGGGCCAAAACAAAGGGGAUUUGUCCUUUCAAGAAGGCGAUCGCAUUCGCGUGAUCAAAGAGACAUCAGACGCUGGUUGGUUUCAGGGAGAAUUGCGGGGCGUGACGGGAACAUACCCGGGCAAUUACUGCCAACCUGCAUGAAAAUGAAAGAGCAGCAUAACACCUUGUCGGACACAACGCUAUAGAAUUGCAUAAUAAAAAGUUUGAUUGCACACUAAUUUAUGAUUCCACCU